Molecule: messenger RNA, 3499 nt
Organism: Rhinichthys klamathensis goyatoka
Lineage: Eukaryota; Metazoa; Chordata; Actinopteri; Cypriniformes; Leuciscidae
Gene: edem3
Product: ER degradation enhancer, mannosidase alpha-like 3
Exons: 21
Coding region: 387-3056 (889 amino acids)
Biological process (GO): mannose trimming involved in glycoprotein ERAD pathway; carbohydrate metabolic process; endoplasmic reticulum mannose trimming
Cellular component (GO): membrane; endoplasmic reticulum
Molecular function (GO): calcium ion binding; mannosyl-oligosaccharide 1,2-alpha-mannosidase activity
Source: RefSeq, a predicted model, not a curated record
AAGGUGACAGUCAGGUGUGGCAACAGCAGCUGACUGACCAACUCUAAUGAAAAGUGACUUGAUCGGUGUUCCUUCCUUAGUCAUUUUGUAAUAGACACUAAAAGCAUCUCAGAAAUGCACCAGAGCUGCAUUCAUCCAAGAGAGACGUUUAGAUAAGAACAGGAACUAUAAAGUUAUUGAGCUGGAACAGUGAAUGUAUUCAAAUUCUGUGGGUGUUACUGAAUCAUAUUUUUUACAUUCAAUUUGAAAAUGAUGGACCAGAAGUGGAACAAUAACUUGGUGCUAAAUAAACAUAUCUAAGGCAGGAAAGAGUUGCCUUGGUUGUCUUCAUCUACGUGAAGGUUGGAAGCAGUCUGUUGUGAAACUGGUGGAUUAGAGCCGUGCGGAUGCUUCAUUCUGCAACUAUGUUGCCUGCUUUUUUGCUGCUGUUUUUUAUGGGAACCUCCAUCAGGUUAUCAGAGACCAUGAGCAGAGAUGAGAGGAACAAACUGAGGAACCAAGUGGUGGAAAUGUUUGACCACGCUUAUCAGAACUACAUGGACCAUGCCUACCCCGCAGACGAGCUGAUGCCUUUGACUUGUCGUGGGCGAGUGCGUGGACUAGAGCCCAGUCGAGGGGAUAUAGAUGAUGCCCUGGGGAAGUUCUCCCUCACCCUCAUUGACACUCUUGACACUCUUGCACUGUUAAAUAAGACGGUGGAGUUUGAGGAAGCAGUGAGGAGAGUAUUGAAGGAUGUACGGUUGGAUAAUGACAUUGUGGUGUCUGUAUUCGAGACCAACAUCCGGGUGCUGGGUGGACUGCUGGGAGGCCAUUCCAUGGCCAUCAUGUUGAAAGAAAGUGGGCAAAUGCUCUGGUACCAGAAUGAGCUGCUGCACAUGGCCAAAGAUCUUGGACUCAGACUGCUACCUGCAUUUAACACCAGCAGUGGCCUGCCUUACCCUAGAGUGAACCUGCGUUAUGGAGUCCGUGGACCUGAGACCCGUACAGGCACCGAAACGGACACCUGCACCGCCUGUGCCGGGACAAUCAUCCUUGAAUUUGCAGCCUUGAGCCGCUUUACUGGAGACCCUACUUUUGAGGCUCAUGCGAGAAGGGCUCUUGACUUCCUUUGGGAAAAGAGACAGAGGAACAGUAAUCUAGUGGGAACGACCAUCAACAUCCACUCAGGAGAGUGGGUCCGCAGGGACAGUGGAGUUGGAGCAGGCAUAGAUUCCUAUUAUGAGUACUUGAUGAAGGCUUAUAUAUUACUGGGAGAUGACCAAUAUCUGCAUCGCUUUAACACUCACUAUGCAUCCAUUAUGAAGUACAUCAGCCAACCACCUCUGCUACUGGACGUCCACAUCCACAAACCCCUGCUGCCAGCCCGCACCUGGAUGGACUCCUUGCUUGCCUUUUUCCCAGGAUUGCAGGUUUUAAAGGGAGAUAUCCGGCCAGCCAUAGAGACGCAUGAAAUGCUUUAUCAGGUUACCAAGAAACACAACUUCCUUCCUGAGGCGUUCACCACUGAUUUCAGGGUUCACUGGGCUCAGCACCCCCUGCGGCCAGAGUUUGCAGAAAGCACUUACUUCCUUUAUAAGGCAACCAGAGAUCCAUAUUACCUGGAGGUGGGCCGCACCGUACUGGAGAACCUGAACCGGUUUGCUCGAGUUCCCUGUGGCUUCGCUGCUAUGAAGGAUGUGAGGACGGGAAGUCACGAGGACCGCAUGGACUCGUUUUUCCUGGCGGAGAUGUUUAAGUACCUGUUUCUGCUAUUUGCUGAGGAGGAGGAUUUGCCUUUUAAUGUAGAGGACUAUAUCUUUACCACAGAAGCUCAUCUGCUGCCUCUUUCCCUCUCCACUGCCUCAAACUCACAUGCGCCCCCUGUCGUCAACAGUAUGGCCGGAGAGGAGCUUGAUGACUCAAAUUUUGAGUGGACUUGCCCUAACACCCGCCUACUCUUUCCUGAUCCCGCCUUCCCACGCAAUCUCCGUGAACCAAUCCGAAGCGCAGUGGAUAAGAGUUGUCUGCGCCCGACCAUUCAUCGAGAGCCUGGUAUGGGCCGUCCUCUUAGGGCUCAAGACUUCAUGGCCAAUAACCCCGAACAUCUGGAGCUGCUGAGGCGGAUGGGUGUGAGUCUCAUCCACCUCAAGGAUGGCAGAGUACAACUCGUUCAGCACGCAACACAGGCGGUGAGUGCAGUCGCUGCAGAGGACGGCAUGCGUUUUAUGCAGGAAAUGAUGGAGCUCUCCAGCCAGCAGCAGAAAGAACAGCUUCCUCCACGAGCUGUUCAAAUUGUGUCGCACCCCUUUUUUGGUAGAGUGGUACUGACCGCAGGCCCUGCGCAGUUUGGAAUGGAUCUUUCCAAAAGCAGUUCUGGAGUGCGUGGGUUCGUAACCGUAGCGGAGCCCUAUAACGGCUGUUCUGAGUUGAGUAACGGUGAGAUUGUGGCAGGCCGCAUCGCUCUGCUGCAGAGAGGCCAGUGCAUGUUUGCAGAGAAGGCUAGGCACAUUCAGAAAGCUGGGGCCAUCGGAGGCAUCGUCAUCGAUGAUAAUGAGGGCAGCAGCAGUGAUACGGCCCCAUUGUUUCAGAUGGCGGGAGAUGGUCGGAGCACUGAUGAUGUCACUUUACCACUCCUCUUCCUGUUCCACAAAGAGGGCAACAUCCUGUUGGAGGCUCUAAAGGAGUACAAGGAGGUGGAGGUGCUGCUCAGUGAUAAAGCUAGAGACAGAGAAGCCAUAUUUAAGGGGAAAGCCCUCCCGGGCACCCUGUUGGAUGGCAGUACAGAUGGAGCAGAAGAAGAGGACUGCUCCACAGAAGAGAAAGACCACAGUUGCUCCACUUCCUCAGAACCUGUUGACCAGUCACAAGUCACUACUCAGGAACAGACAGCAGAAGACUCAGUCGUUGGGCAAGAUUCGGUUCAGCCAGUGGAGGGACUUGGCAGCUACGUCCCUGUGGACGUAGGGGAGGAGCCUGCGGUGGACGGGGACUCCGACAGCCAAUCGGUGAACUCGCUGAUGGCUGAUUGGCAGGAGGACUUAGAAGCGUUUAAGCAGAUGGAGAAGGAUGAGCUUUGACAUUCCCCUUCAUCUCAGACUCCGCUAGCAUGUCCCAGCCAUAACACAGACUGAGAAAUCAGUUCUGUCGAAUAGGGACAAUAUAUCAGAUAGGCGUGAUUAAGAACUCUGACUCAAAGAGCUCAUUUUCUACGGCCAGUUCUCAGGGGCUUCAUUCUGAUUCACACAUAUCCUGUUCUCUUCAUCUGAACGCUGACAAACUGUUUUCCAGAUUUCACACAUUACAACUUAUCUCUUUCUCUACAUGCCUAGGGUACACAAUCACUCCUGUUUUUGUCUUCCUUCUAACAAAUGGAUUCUCUGAUUAUUGAAGUGCAGGCUUAAAUCAUCAGUGCUGAUUAAUCGUCUGAAAGACUGAUUAAUGCCUGGUUUAACUGUGAUGAAUUGCUUUUUGCAGUAGGAUUCAUAUUUGGUUCUUGUCUCAGUUUGCAGGGUCUGAAAAA